AUGAAUUUGCAAAACUUAACCCCAAAGAUAGAGCCCGAGUCUAGCUCUAAUGACACGCUCAUCAAUUCCACUACCCAGCAAAUUACCACAAAUAAUGCUCCGAGCACGACCGGAUCGAUGUUACGCCUCUCAUUAUGGGUCUCGUUUGCCGCAUGGAUCUCCAAUUUUGACAAUGGCUACGCCGGCACGGUCCUGGUAAUGCCUUCUUACAAGCACGCAUUUGGAAGCUGCGAGCAAGUAAUAGACCCAAAAACAUAUGCCGAAAUCCAGCAUUGUUCGUUGACACCACUACAACAAUCCCUCAUCAGCCUCAACUUCCUGUUCAUUGCCAUUGGAGGCGGCAUUGCGGGUGUGACCGGUCAACGCAUUGGGCGCAGGGGGUCAAUCCAGGCUGGAUGCACAUUGGCUAUUAUCGGCGCCGCUGGAAUGCUUGGCACCAGUGGAAGCUUCUUGCGCUACAUGGUCUGCAGAUCGAUCAGUGCUGUAGGAAUUGGACAGCUGAUGGCAGCCAGUGUCACUUAUGGUUCCGAGUGCAUCGUCGCCAACAAGCGCGGCUUGUCUUUAGGGUUGUAUAAUGUUGGACUCGCCGGGGGGAAUGUUGCUGCUUUUGCUGUGUGUGCGGGUUCUGCUCGUCUGGAAGCAACAAACGACUGGCAGUGGAAGACACCCAUUCUAUGCCAAAUUCCCCUGGGGGUUAUUCUUGGUGCUGGUAUCUUGAUGCUUCCUGAGUCACCGCGCUGGCUCAUGGGACAUGGCCGAGAGGAAGAAGCGCGGAAAUCCUUCGGUGUGCUAUACAGCCAAAGUCCAUAUUCGCCGGAAAUCACCGAGCAGAUCGGUUAUAUCAGAACCAAUCUUGCGACCGAGCGUGCAAUUCUCAAAUCCGUUUCUUACUUUGAUAUUUACCGCAAGAAGCAUAUCGUUCGCACCUUGACAUCUGCCAUGAUCAUGGUUGGAAUCGCCAUUACUGGUAUCCAAUUUGUACAACCAUACGCUACACUGUUCCUUAAAGGAGUUGGCAUCAGCGACCCAUAUUUGAUCAAUGUCAUCAUUGGCUUGUGCAUCCUAGGAGGAUCGUUCUUUGGCCCGUUCAUUGUUGAAUACGGUGGAAGGAGAAUUGCCAUGCUUGGGGGCUAUAUUGUCAUGGCUGUCUGCAUGCUCACUCUUUCCUCUGUGAGCACCGCUCUUGGAAUGAAUGAAAAUGCCGAGAUAGUGACGGUUGUUCUUUUGUGCUUGUGGGCUUUUGUCUUUGGUGGGACUAUUGCUGCGAGUGCCAAUCUAUCUUCUGUGGAGAUGCACAGCGUGUCACUUCGCACCUUCGGACAAGCCAACACAACAGUAUUCUAUGGUAUAUUUGCCUUUGGUGCAACAUUCUGGACGCCUUACAUGUUAGGCGCGGAUUACGGGAAUAUGGGUCCCAAUGUGGGCUAUUUCUAUGCUGGUGUCACCGCCGUCAUCGGGGUUUUAACCUUCUUGCUGGUGCCAGAGACUGCUGGGAUUACGCUGGAGCAGAUUGAUGAGGGAUUCAAUUCAGGAAUUAGGGCUUGGAAAACGUCACUGCCCAAAAAUAAAGUCAUUGUUUCCACUCAGGAACGGGACAUGGCAGGUGGAAACGUUGAAGCUUAA
Messenger RNA from Penicillium samsonianum, 1623 nucleotides. RefSeq lists its product as uncharacterized. The record is from RefSeq and is a predicted model, not a curated record. Gene Ontology annotation, biological process: transmembrane transport; carbohydrate transport. The coding region runs from base 1 to 1623 and encodes 540 amino acids. Gene Ontology annotation, molecular function: carbohydrate:proton symporter activity. Gene Ontology annotation, cellular component: membrane. The transcript has a single exon. Lineage: Eukaryota; Fungi; Ascomycota; Eurotiomycetes; Eurotiales; Aspergillaceae.